AUGUUGUGUUCUUAUCGUUUCUUCGUCCGCUACCGGCAGUCCGCGAACACACGCACCGACGAACGUCCGCCACCGCCGUCGACCAUGAUCCGCGGACCGAUCGUGGCCGCCGUCUUACCGUUACCGCCGCCGCCGUCGUCGUUGUCUUUGUUGUUGUUGUUGUCGUUGUCGUCAUUGUCGUUAUCGUCGUUGUCGUUGACGAGCGCCGGGUCGACCGCCCUGAGGCGCCCGGUGGAGAUCCGAGUGGCUGUCAUACUGCCCGCCGAGUCCAAGUUCAUCACCACGCUGUCCAAGGUGAUGCCCGUGCUGGACAUCGCCGUCCGCGAUCUGUACGCCAAGGGCAUACUUCGGGAGACUGACGUCACGUUCAGGUUCAUGCAAAAGGACGACAAGUGUGAGGACAUCGAGGCCAUGCGCUCCGGUUUCGAGCUGAUCAUCAACGGCCGGGUCGACUUGUUCCUGGGACCCACUUGCGAUUACGGCGUCGGUCAGUUAGUUUUGUAA
This is a messenger RNA of Macrosiphum euphorbiae (potato aphid), 504 nucleotides long. The record is from the annotation of a GenBank genome assembly. NCBI's taxonomy places the organism in Eukaryota, Metazoa, Arthropoda, Insecta, Hemiptera, Aphididae.